Phasianus colchicus (ring-necked pheasant) is the source of this 1583-nucleotide messenger RNA. The record is from RefSeq and is a predicted model, not a curated record. NCBI's taxonomy places the organism in Eukaryota, Metazoa, Chordata, Aves, Galliformes, Phasianidae.
ACUGCAAACAGGGCGUGCAAUCCAUCAUCCAUGCAGUACAGGCACACAGCGACUGUGAGGAGCUGGUCCUCAGGGCAGCCCAAGUGCAUUGCAGCAUAUUGGACCCAUCUACUUUGCCAUGCUAUCUUAUGGCACCAUCUAAUGACAAGUUGGUUACAAGUUACACGUGCAGUAGAAAUACGUGAAACCUUUAUUUCCCCAAGUCUAUCACCAUUACAAAGGAAAAUCAUAGAAUGACGGAGGGUAAUGGAGGCCCAGGCUGGGGCCCCAGGUGAGGUCACCAACCAAGAGGUUGUGAUGUCAGCAAUGGAGAUGACUGUGACUUGCUAGCCCUCCCUGUACAGAUUCGGGCUCUGGCAGAGGCCAGCGUGCACUCGUGCCUGGACUCCAGUUGAGCACAGUUGCGAGACUUGGAGCACUGAGCGAGUUGGUUGCGUUGAGCUGUGGGGCUGCUGGCACCAGUUCUUGGUGCCCAUCCCACAGCAUCACCAGUGUUUCCCCCAGCCCUGCCUGCCUCAGGCAGCUGGGGCCGCACAGGGUGCGCUUGUAGCGGCAGAGUUCGUAACACCUUCUGCUUGCUGCAGCACCAGGGAGGGGAGCAGCUUCCCGACCUCAGCUCUCCCCAGCCCACCGCACAGCCCGGGGCCAUGGACGUGGCAUCUGAAUGGAUCUGCCCCAUCUGCGGGCAAAUUCGGGAAGAUGUCACCUACGUGACCCCCUGCCAACACCAGCUGUGCUACGGCUGUGCCAUCUGGUGGGCAAACAGGAAGCCGAGUUGUGCCGUAUGCGGGCACGAAAUAACAACCAUCCGAUACUCGGUGAGGUCGGAUGACGAUUACCUGGAGUGUGCUGUCCCACAGCCCGCAGCGCACUCGGAUCCAGGCCUGCAGGACGAGCAGGGGCCUGCAGAGCCGGUGCUCAUCCCACCUGAGCACAGCUUCCCAGCCGAGGUCUGGGCUGCAUUCUUCAGGGAACACCCAGAGGACCUCGAACCCCUGCUCCAAUGGCUGCAGGAGGAGAUCCAGCAGGUGUCCAGCGAUGACUGGUGGGAAGUCUAUGCGGGACAGUGCACCACCGUCAACUUUCUAUGUCAGCAUGGGCUGGACGAGGAGGCCUUGGUGCAGGCGCUGCAGCUCAUCACCAAUGGCGACGUGGUGCCCUUCGUCAGAAGGCUCAUCAGCACCGCCGCAGCCCUGUAUGGCCCCACGAUCCACCACGAGCUGGACCACCAGGUCAGCCACACUGCUGGAGGAUGGGAGGACAGCCCUGCAGCCAGCCCCAUCACCAGCACCUCCCAUCAGGAGCCUCCCGCCUCGGGCCCAGGUCGCUCCACCAGCCCCGCAGGGCCCAGCACCGAGGAGCCGCCCGGCGGCUCUACUGGGGGACCCGGGCACCCCAGCACCGCCACCGCGCCCUCGGUGCAGGAGCCGCAGGAGGAGCCAGGGCAGGCGGCGGCAGCGGGCCCCUCCGCCCGGGGCAGGGACCGCUCGCGGGGGCCCCGGCGCCCCCCGAAGAGGAAGGCCAGCAGCAGCCGCCAGGACUCGCCCCCGCCCCGCAAGAGGCGGCCCCGGCGGCGGCGCUAG